CCCCUUCGCGCGGAACGGCCAGUCACUCUUUGCCUUGGAAGAGCAGGAACGUCCCCUCUGGAAUGCCUCUCCCAGACCCCCGCCCCAAGCGACUGAAAAAGGAAACAUGCGCACUUCAGAGCUAGGAGCUGUCCGAGUGCUGAAAUUUAUAGGCUCGGAAACUAGAUUCCUGCCAGAUUUUGAGUCUGGACAAUAAAUAGAUACUUUGUCCUAGCUUCUUUCUGGAAUCAUUUCGGGAAUAUUUUCCACAAGCAUCACAGAUACAGGAAUGAACCGGCAGCUAGUGAACAUUUUGACAGCCUUGUUUGCAUUUUUCUUAGAGACAAACCACUUCAGAACCAAGAGAAAUGGAACAUAUAGCAAUAAUGCUAUGAGUACUGGGAAAACCCACUAUGUUCCUUUCAGGUUCACACCUCCUACUAUGAUUAAGAAAAACUGUAGGCUGGGUUUUAUUAGAAUCAUCAUCAUCAUCAUCUUCAUCACCACCACCAUCACCAUUAUAAUCAAAUAAUACUUGAUUAAUCAGAUGAAUCUGCAUAUGGGAAUGGCAGCUUUCUGCAAAGACCAUGACUCCAGGUCUGGAAAACAACCUUCGCAGACCCUAUCUCCUUCAGAUUUCUUGGACAAAUUAAUGGGAAGGACAUCAGGAUAUGACGCAAGAAUCAGGCCAAAUUUUAAAGUUUUGGAUCAGUCACAGAAACCACCAUGGACUACCGAGUGAAUAUUUUUCUGAGACAACAGUGGAAUGAUUCACGGCUGGCUUAUAGCGAGUACCCUGAUGAUUCUCUGGACUUGGACCCAUCGAUGCUGGACUCCAUUUGGAAACCAGAUUUGUUCUUUGCCAAUGAGAAGGGGGCCAACUUCCAUGAUGUCACCACCGACAACAAGUUGCUUCGCAUUUCAAAAAAUGGCAAAGUGCUCUACAGUAUCAGGCUCACCUUGACCUUAUCCUGUCCCAUGGACUUGAAGAAUUUUCCAAUGGAUGUCCAGACGUGUACAAUGCAGCUGGAGAGUUUUGGGUACACGAUGAAUGACCUGAUAUUUGAGUGGUUAAGUGAUGGUCCAGUUCAAGUUGCUGAAGGAUUGACACUGCCUCAGUUCAUUCUGAAAGAAGAGAAGGAGCUCGGCUACUGCACAAAGCACUACAACACUGGAAAGUUUACCUGCAUCGAGGUUAAGUUUCACCUGGAACGCCAGAUGGGAUAUUACUUGAUCCAGAUGUAUAUACCCAGUCUGUUGAUUGUCAUUUUGUCCUGGGUCUCUUUUUGGAUAAACAUGGAUGCAGCCCCUGCCAGAGUUGCACUGGGCAUCACGACAGUCUUAACGAUGACCACCCAGAGUUCAGGCUCCAGGGCAUCUCUGCCAAAGGUCUCCUACGUAAAAGCGAUUGACAUCUGGAUGGCAGUGUGCCUUCUGUUUGUGUUUGCAGCCUUACUGGAAUAUGCAGCAGUGAACUUUGUCUCCAGGCAGCACAAGGAGUUUCUGCGGCUCCGGAGAAGGCAGAAGAGGCAGAAUAAGGAAGAAGAUGUUACUCGUGAAAGUCGUUUUAAUUUCAGUGGUUACGGGAUGGGUCACUGCCUUCAAGUGAAAGAUGGAACGGCUGUCAAGGCCACACCUGCCAGCCAGCUCCCACAGCCCCCCAAAGAUGCAGAUGCCAUCAAGAAGAAGUUUGUAGACCGGGCAAAAAGGAUUGACACGAUUUCUCGAGCUGCCUUCCCAUUGGCCUUCCUCAUUUUCAACGUCUUUUACUGGAUCACAUACAAGAUCAUUCGGCAUGAAGAUGUCCACAAGAAAUAGAUGUGCUCUUCAGACCCUGGGACCUUCUUGCCUAACUGUUGUGCUUGUAAAUACACAGUGAAAUUGUCUUUACAUCACUUUGACAGAGGAGAAGACUGGGGGAGGGGGGAGGGAGG
Molecule: messenger RNA, 1913 nt
Organism: Aethalodelphis obliquidens (Pacific white-sided dolphin)
Lineage: Eukaryota; Metazoa; Chordata; Mammalia; Artiodactyla; Delphinidae
Gene: GLRA2
Product: glycine receptor alpha 2
Exons: 11
Coding region: 706-1797 (363 amino acids)
Biological process (GO): monoatomic ion transmembrane transport; chloride transport
Cellular component (GO): plasma membrane; postsynaptic membrane
Molecular function (GO): glycine binding; transmitter-gated monoatomic ion channel activity; transmembrane signaling receptor activity
Source: RefSeq, a predicted model, not a curated record